This is a messenger RNA of Pseudocercospora fijiensis CIRAD86, 471 nucleotides long. RefSeq lists its product as uncharacterized. Bases 1 to 471 code for a protein of 156 amino acids. The transcript is spliced from 8 exons. The record is from RefSeq and is a predicted model, not a curated record. NCBI's taxonomy places the organism in Eukaryota, Fungi, Ascomycota, Dothideomycetes, Mycosphaerellales, Mycosphaerellaceae.
AUGCGGGCAAUCGUGGCAGCCAUAUGGAAAGCUAAGCCUCGUGAACAGAGCAGUCACGAAGUGACGAUGACCACAAGAUGCGAUGCAUGGAUGACCUGCCAACGUGACUCUCGCACGUGCACUGAUAUUGUGCAGGCUACUGUCUUUCAGAUUCUGAUUCGUUUCGCCAGCCUCUUGGGCUCUGGAUAUCUCUACACGAUGCGUGCCGUGACUUUACACUGGCUAUCCUUGACCGAACGCUGGACUUUGUCAAUUGAUAAAUGCAAAGAACGCCUUUUGCACCCUUUACAAAAGUGCAUCAAGUGCGGCCGUUAUACGGCUCCCUUGUUGUCUGCUAUGCCAACUUGGCUCGACAUGCACGCCGGUCUCUUCUCAAGAGCAAGCAAAAUGCGCGUGAGCGUCAUAGCAUGCCCUAUGGCUCCACUCUGGCCACUUCAGUAUCGAAGAGCGGCUCGCAAAUCCACGGCUUAG